AACCUUCAUUUCAUCAUGAACAUGAAGUCCUCACAACACAACUAAAAUCUUGAAACCAUUCAAUGACUGGCCUCACCAUUAACAUGGCUAGUCUCACCAUUAACAACACAAUCACAAUCAAACACACCAAAUCCCAAAUUCACUCCAUCAUCAAAAUCCAAACACUUCCCAUUUUCACUCAAAAACCAUCCAAGAUUCUGACUUUUCAACACAACUCACUUUCAAGCAGCUCACUUUCCUCACCCAUUGAGUCCAUUGAUGAAAGUGAUGAUGACCCAACAUCAGAAACAAGUUAUCUUGACUCGGAUACCGACCCAGAAAGCAUAACAGAAUGGGAACUUGAUUUUUGUUCCAGGCCUAUUCUUGAUAUUAGAGGGAAAAAGAUAUGGGAACUUGUUGCUUGUGAUAGUUCUUUGUCUCUUCAAUAUACAAAGUAUUUUCCUAAUAAUGUUAUCAAUAGUAUCACUUUGAAAGAUGCUAUUGUCUCCAUUUGUGAUGAAUUGGAUGUGCCUUUGCCCGAAAAGAUUCGUUUCUUUAGGUCACAAAUGCAGACAAUUAUUACUAAAGCAUGUAAAGAGCUUGGUAUAAAACCGAUUCCUAGCAAACGGUGUUUAUCUCUCCUUCUUUGGCUGGAAGACCGCUAUGAAACCGUAUAUAAACGACAUCCUGGUUUCCAGAAAGGAUCCAAGCCACUCCUUGCCCUUGAUAACCCUUUUCCAAUGGAUCUUCCAGAUAGUUUGUAUGGAGAGAAAUGGGCUUUUGUUCAGUUACCCUUUUCAGAUGUUAAGAAGGAGCUAGCAUCACUAGAAAAAUCAUUUAGAUUUGGUGCAACUCUGGAUCUGGAUUUGUUGGGGAUUGAAAUCGAUGACAAGACGUUGAUUCCUGGACUGGCUGUGGCAUCUUCACGUGCGAGGCCAUUGGCAGCUUGGAUGAACGGCUUAGAAGUGUGUUCAGUGGAAGCUGACAUAGCUCGUGCUGAUUUAGUUCUAUCUGUUGGGAUUUCCACACGUUAUGUAUAUGCCUCCUACAAGAAAUCACCAGUGACUUCAAGUGAGGCUGAAGCAUGGGAAGCAGCAAAGAAAGAAAGUGGAGGUUUACAUUUUCUAGCUAUCCAAGAUAGCUUAGACUCGGAUGAUUGUGUCGGGUUUUGGCUUUUAUUGGACUUGCCACCUUCACCUGUGUAAAUAGAAUCGUUCAAACAUGCUACCGUCAACUUGUGUCAUUACAUGGCACAAGGAGUAAGCAUAAGGACUCCGAAGGGUUCAAUUUUAAAUCAGUCGGCCAAAUGUACUUUGAGAA
Erigeron canadensis is the source of this 1299-nucleotide messenger RNA. Its product is annotated as protein TAB2 homolog, chloroplastic. Bases 63 to 1184 code for a protein of 373 amino acids. The transcript is spliced from 5 exons. The record is from RefSeq and is a predicted model, not a curated record. Gene Ontology annotation, molecular function: RNA binding. NCBI's taxonomy places the organism in Eukaryota, Viridiplantae, Streptophyta, Magnoliopsida, Asterales, Asteraceae.